Messenger RNA from Linnemannia hyalina, 1920 nucleotides. NCBI's taxonomy places the organism in Eukaryota, Fungi, Mortierellomycota, Mortierellomycetes, Mortierellales, Mortierellaceae. The record is from the annotation of a GenBank genome assembly.
AUGUCUAGAAUGCACACCUUGUCUGCGAAGCUGGUUGGCGCUGCCCGGUUCUCGUAUUGCUUCUUGGCUAAGCCGGCGGAGGGGAUUAUGGGUCAUGAGAUGAAUGACGCGAUUGAGCGUUCGCAGGAGGAGUACCGGCGGUUGGAUGCGCAGAGGCGUACCAUGCGCGGAAGUGGGAGUAUGGUCACAAAUGGCCUGGGGCAGACAACAACAAUAGCAACAGCACCUUCAGCAACGGCGACAACAGCAACACUGUCAUCAUCGCCGACGACGACAGCAGUAACAGCAACAACAUCAGUACUAUACAAUUUCGGCCCGCUCAAAGAAGUUAACAUCAUCCUCGACAUGUCCUAUUCGCAAUACGCAGCUCAAGGGUUCCCGUACCCCAACACGCUGACAAAGAUUGUGAUGACCAUUUUGGUGCCAGAUCAAGGAUAUAUCAUAGCUGGUCUGGGUGGUCUUUUGUUGAGCAAGUGCCCUUUAUUGGAGGUCUAUGAGAUCCAUGGAACGCCGGAGGUGGAGUUGACCUGGACACCGCCCACCACUACUACCAUCGAUCAAGAACAGGAGCAACAGCAACAGCCUCUUGCGCUUCGGUCACUCGUUUUGGACAACGUCAGGUUCGACCAAGGCAGUCUCGAGAACCUGCUGACGUUCACGCCCAAGCUGAAGUUGCUCAAACUGAUCGCCAUGCCCUCGGGGGACGAUGUCCACGGAUAUGACUGGCUCCGAUUUCUUCGCCACCUCCAGUCCCUUCCAAUAUCUCUGGAUACCAUCCAUAUUUCAACCCACAACCAACGGACACCCCCCGAGGUCCUCCAAUCACUGUCAGAGAUUUACACUUCGCCCUCAUCCUUUUCGGAAUGGAAUCUCUGGGCACUCGACACUUCACCAUCACUACUGAAAGAUCUGGAACUACGCACUAGCAACAACAGUCUGACAACCCUGGAACUUUUGUCCAAAGCACAGCGUUCAGGAACAUCUUGCCUUUUGUCAGAACUUAAGGGUGCACCAUUGUUCCUGCAUCAGAUCCUCACUACAUCCGACAAACUAAUGCAUCUCAGGACGCUCAAGACGAUUGUUCGACUGGAAGAUUGGGACAUUCAUCGCCGAGGAGGGUAUUUCCUACUGGAUGACCCGAGCAUCACCCUGAACAACAUCAACAACAAGAGCGGUAAUAGCACCAGGAUCUAUGGAAACGACAACAUCGACAUGUACGCCGCCACCGCUGCCGCUACUCUGUACACAUCUGAACCCACAAGACCAAAGCCAAUCGUUUGGCGCUGCCGAGGACUCCAGACCCUGCAUGUCGAAGUCCACGCACCAAACAAGUUCAUGUCAACAGUGCCAGUCCAGAGCCGGAUUAUCUUUGGAUAUAUAUCUCGCGUGUUUCCUAUGCUAGAAGAGCUCAGGGUUCGCACUCCACAUUUCUGCCAGAGCACGAAAAUAACCCACGACCUCGACUGUCCCAAGAUCCGACUGGAACUGGAAGGCGGGUUGUGUUUGCUAGGUCGACUGAAGCACCUUCAGAGACUAGAUGUGAGGCCAGGGAAUAAUGCGUCAUGGGUCCUCGACAAUGUUAGGGAGGUGGACUUGGACUGGAUGAUACCAUCAGGGCACACUUUCAGGUCGAGGUGGGCAAGACAAAAGGAGGUCAAGCAGUGGCAGCAACGACGUGAUGAGGAAAAGAAAAUUGAGGUGGCGCAAGUGCCUCAGAAGAAAGCAAUUGGAGAUGUUUCAGCAGUAACCGAGGUGCUGGGUCAGCUCCGGAAUUUAGGGCUAUUGAAGGAUGUGAAGGAGAUGGUCAAGGAGAUGGAGUCCAUGUCUGUACCACCAUUACAGUCGUUGGAGGGACUUUCUCUGAGGCACUCGUACUUUGUGUGGCCUGAGAAUGAAAUCAAGUAUGUUUUGUCCUCUUAG